Molecule: messenger RNA, 1449 nt
Organism: Verticillium alfalfae VaMs.102
Lineage: Eukaryota; Fungi; Ascomycota; Sordariomycetes; Glomerellales; Plectosphaerellaceae
Product: dihydroorotate dehydrogenase
Exons: 1
Coding region: 1-1449 (482 amino acids)
Biological process (GO): 'de novo' pyrimidine nucleobase biosynthetic process; pyrimidine ribonucleotide biosynthetic process
Cellular component (GO): cytoplasm; mitochondrial inner membrane
Molecular function (GO): dihydroorotate dehydrogenase activity
Source: RefSeq, a predicted model, not a curated record
AUGGCUUCUGUCUGUCUGCGAUCAAGUCGCGCGCGACCAGCCCUUCGUUCUGCCACGACGCCAGCCAUUCGACUGCGACUUCCCAAUCACUUUGCCCGACGCAACGCCUCUACCUCCUCCGGCAGCAACGCGGGCUCAAAUGCCAAGAUCUUCAUCUACAGCGGCGCUCUUGCCGGCUCGCUCUACAUCUCCUAUCUUUACGCUACCGACACCCGCGCCUCCCUCCACCGAUGGCUUGUUCCUCCCAUGAUGCGCCUGCUCUUCCCCGAUGCCGAAGAUGCUCACCAUGCCGGUACCACCGCCCUCCAGACGCUAUACGCCCUCGGCCUUCACCCUCGCGAGCGUGAUACUGCUCUCGCCACAGAUCCUGCUCUGUCUGUUGAGGUCUUCGGCACCAAGCUGGCCAACCCUAUCGGUAUUAGCGCCGGUCUCGACAAGCACGCCGAAAUCCCCGACGCCCUCUUUGCCCUUGGACCCGGCAUCGUCGAGGUUGGCGGCUGCACUCCUUUUCCUCAAGACGGCAAUCCAAAGCCCCGCGUCUUUCGCGUGCCAAUCCUCGACGGCAUGAUCAACCGGUACGGCCUCAACUCCCACGGCGCUGACGCCAUGGCUCGCCGCCUGCGUGAGCGCCUGCGAACCCGCGCCCGCGACCUUGGCCUCACUGAGCGCGACCUUCUCGAUGGCGUCACUGGCUUGCCCCCCGGAAGUCUGGAGGAGGGCCGCCUCCUCGCCGUUCAGAUCGCCAAGAACAAGGCCACCGAUGAGCGUGACGUCAACGCCGUGGCCGCCGACUAUGUCUUCUGCGUCCGGGCGCUGGCGCCCUACGCCGACAUCAUCGUUGUGAACGUCAGCAGCCCCAACACCCCCGGUCUCCGCGACCUUCAGGCCGUCGAGCCCCUGACGCGUGUCCUCAGCGCCGUCGUCGACGAGGCCUCGCGCACCGACAGGAGGAUCAAGCCCAAGGUCAUGGUCAAAGUAUCACCCGACGAGGAGGAGGACACGCAGAUGGAGGGCAUCGUCCAGGCCGUCUGCGAAAGCGGCGUCGAUGGCGUCAUUGUCGGCAACACGACCAAGAGGCGCACCGGCAUCGUCCCUGAGGGCGUCGCCCUCUCAGCGCGUGAGCAGAGGAACCUGCUCGAGGACGGCGGUUAUUCGGGCCCCGCCAUGUACGGCCGCACUCUGAGUCUCGUCAAGCGGUACCGCCAGCUUCUCGAUGCGCGCACCCUCAGCGCCGAGGCCGAGGCGGUUGCCGUGACGGGCGUUGAAGGCGCCAAGGGCACUGGCAGCCAGCAGAAGGUCAUCUUCGCCACGGGCGGCGUGACCAACGGGAAGCAGGCGCUUGAGAUGCUGAAUGCCGGCGCGAGCGUUGCCAUGGUGUACACAGGUCUCACGUAUGGCGGGUCGGGCACCAUUACGAGGAUCAAGAAGGAGCUGAAGGACAGCUUGUAA